AAUUUUGACAUGGCGUUUAGCCUCUUUCAUGGGAAGGAUGGGGUUGUUCCACUCUCAGGGAGAUCUAAUUUUCAUAGUGACAUUCCAGAACCUGAGCCUUCACCUCAGUUCAACCCUUUAGCAACAAAAGCUGCCACCAUAAGUUUGUCAGCAUUUGGACUGGGAGGGCCAUUUGGCUUUGUUAACUUCUCUGAGAAGUGGAAGAAGCAGAAGAAGUCUGAGCCGUCCAGCAAGAGGGAACCCUCUUCUGAGAAAAGGAAAUGUACCAAAACACGAGGCACUGGGAAAUGGUGGGUUAGAAACAGGAAACUGCCCAAUUGGCAAGACCUGCAUAGCAGUGAGCUGUGUCCUCCUUCUUGUGGCAACAGUUCUUCAGCCACCACCUGGUAUGAAGUUUAGAUGCCCUCCAGCAGUAGUUGCUGCAAGUAGGGCUAUAAAUUUUUGACACAACCCGCAAACUCGAUACAAAAUUAAAAGAUUAUGGUUAAGCUUAAAAGGGUUCUGGCCAUAAAAGGGUUGACCCGUUAGACUUGUUUAAUAAAAGGGUCAUUAUUGGGUCAACUCGUUUGACCCAAUAUUUAAAUAUUAUUUUUCAACAUUAAAAAUUAAAUCUAAAUAACCAUGUUGCAUCUUUCUUUCUCUCACUAUCUAAAUAAUAAAGACUAAACUAAAAAAACUCACAAAAGACAAAAUAAGUUUAUUUCUUUUAUUGAGUUAG
This is a messenger RNA of Alnus glutinosa, 718 nucleotides long. RefSeq lists its product as uncharacterized. NCBI's taxonomy places the organism in Eukaryota, Viridiplantae, Streptophyta, Magnoliopsida, Fagales, Betulaceae. The record is from RefSeq and is a predicted model, not a curated record. The transcript has 3 exons. Gene Ontology annotation, cellular component: chloroplast. The coding region runs from base 10 to 399 and encodes 129 amino acids.